Molecule: messenger RNA, 2024 nt
Organism: Anneissia japonica
Lineage: Eukaryota; Metazoa; Echinodermata; Crinoidea; Comatulida; Comatulidae
Exons: 4
Coding region: 130-828 (232 amino acids)
Source: RefSeq, a predicted model, not a curated record
UGCAGAACAGAGAGCUGACACCCUCGCUCGUCACUCUACCGAAUACUCGCAUCGGAUAUAUAUGUUCUUUAAACAUACUCCAAUACCAACUGAUAUCUUUGCAGAAACGUUUUAGAUUGAAAACAAAUAAUGGCGACGAAGGAAGUGAAUGUAGUGUUUAAUUUUUACGAGAAGAUUACGCCGCCGCCGAAUAUGGAAUCUUUCCUAAAAGGCUGGAGUCAUCUUGGCCAUUUCGUGAAAACGCUUGACCAUUUCGUCAGUGCUCAACUGCACACUAAUUUGAAUCCUGAAGGACGUUUUCCGUACGUUAAUUAUUCGUUCUUUGAGGGCACACAGGAGCGAAUCACCAAAGACUUUUGCGAACCAUCUCCCGAGUUGAUAAAGGCUCUGGUUGAAGGUCAUGGUCCUCCAGGUCUGCAAGUCAAUUAUCCAGGUGGAUAUACGGAGGUAGCUACAAUGGAAGGGUCGCCCAUUGCCCCUGCCUUACCAAAAAGCACUGACUCCGUAUUUUUAUUGUCAAGCUUUAAGGGACCAAAAACUGAUGAAGAAUCGGCAAAGUUUGAAUCAGAGUGGAUGGACGUAACUGGAGUAACAAAGCUAAAGGCAGAUGAAUCCCUUGGCCUACAGAAUGCUGCCCUCUACAGACGCUUUACGCAGGCGCCUUAUGACGUUCUCAUGUAUGUUGUUAGAUGUGAGUUUGUGGGAAUCGGAUCUUCCAGGGGAUUGGAAAUUGCCAAUGAUCUUAAAGACGGUAUCGUUGGCGAUGGUGUGGAGAGAACGAAUAGUUCCUUGUACAAGAUUGAACCGAGCAAUAUUCUUAGCAAGUAAACAAGUCACAACAAACAAACCAAUCCAGUAAAAGGAUUAGAAUGCGCGGGCUAUGUUGGCAGAGCUAUGAUUGGAUAAUGAUCAGACGUUAAUGAUCAUGCGAUUAUAAUUAUACCCAAAGAAUUAUUCUUGCCUAGAUUUAUAAAGACACGUUUUAUCAAAUAUUCAAAAAAAUAUUGCAUUUUUAGUGUUAUGUUGUUCCUUUUUUCAGUAAGUUAGAGCGAGAGUCCGCUUUCUACCAAAGAAAAUUUCAUCUACUACUAUCCGCUACAACAUUCAUUAGAAAAAUAUACUACGUAUUAGGUAUGCACCAAUUUUCUAUAGCGACAGAGAUACAUUUUUUAAACAAAACAAACUACUUAAGAAAUCCUAUUUCAGGAAUUUAUUGUGGUAUUUAGCCCUAUUAAUAUAUCAAAACUAUGCAUCGUUUGUAUUUGCUUUAAAUAUACUUUUCCUAAAGUCAACAGAAUUGUACCGAUUAAAAGCGUACAGGUCUAAUGAUAUUAUGUAAAAUAUAAUGGAAUAUUAUAGGAUUAGAGUCUAUAAUGAAUUUUAAUUGUUCUUUUUAAAUAUAUAUUUUGAUACCCCAACAAUUUAUGCCGAUUAUCUUUCAUUCAAAUCCAGUUUGUAUUUUCGUUUUAAUAAAAAUUAAGGUGUUGAUAUAGGCAUAUACGGUAACUUUUUAUUUUGUUAAUGUGUUCCGCCUUGUGACUUCACAUUUUCCACAAUUUGUUUUAAUUUUUUCUGGUAGGGGGCAAUGGUCUAGUAACGGGUAUAUAGGCUACCAUGGCCGUAGACCAAGAGCCAUUUAUAUCAAACUGCCGAUUUCAGUGAUUUCCAUAACAAUUGGUAAGCGAUUUACUGAUAAACCCACCAAUAACUAGCAACAAUGAUGCGGAACAUAGACUUACAAUUCAAGUGUAUUUAGGCCUAUUAAUAUAUCAAAACUAUGCAUCAUUUGUAUUUAACUUCAAAUAUACUUUUCAUAAAGUCAACGGGAAUGUACCGAUUAAAAGCGUACAGGUCUAAUGUCAUUAUGUAAAGUAUACUGGAAUAUUAUAGGAUUACAGUCUAUAAUGAAUUUUAAUUGUUCUUUUUAAAUAUAUAUUUUGAUACCCCAACAAUUUAUGCCGAUUAUCUUUCAUUCAAAUCCAGUUUGUAUUUUCGUUUUAAUAAAAAUUGUGUUGAUAUAGGUA